Messenger RNA from Opisthorchis viverrini, 4512 nucleotides. RefSeq lists its product as hypothetical. Lineage: Eukaryota; Metazoa; Platyhelminthes; Trematoda; Opisthorchiida; Opisthorchiidae. The coding region runs from base 40 to 4512 and encodes 1490 amino acids. The record is from RefSeq and is a predicted model, not a curated record. The transcript is spliced from 2 exons.
UUGGGGAAUAAUUCCUCUGAUGGGCUUCCCGAUCUGUCAAUGGUACUUUCGUUGUUCCAUCGCAUAUUCAAUCGUUCAAGGUCACAAAGCUUCGACACUCAUGUGCGAUGUAACAGAUUAGGUCCAGGCGAACGAAAGCACUGCUUUUCUGACGAAGAAAAAGUUUCCUAUGAACAAUGCCCACCUCCGUUGGAUGACGAAUUUGAUGUGGCUCUGCUACGACAAAGAAGCGGAUCUGUACUAUCCCAUUCUUCCGCGGGACAUUCAGACUGGUCUCAAUCAGGUUCGAAACCGAAAAGAACCAAUGGCCGACGACUAACCAAGAAACGGUACCAUUCACUGCAGGGAAGGUUUGGCAUUGAUCUUAGCGAGGAUGAGUACAAGUAUGAAACUAGCCAGAUAUUGGGUGAACUCCGUGCCUAUCUCUUUCGACACCAAAGGCUGGAUAGUUGGGCCGAGAGCUGGAAAGCCAAACAUCUUCUGGUGCAUUCAGAUGACUUCUUCAAACUCCUGCUAUCCAAAGACGAAGUCAGUAUGUAUCUUGGUUUUCCUGAACAGAAACAAAAAUCGCUCAUGCGAAGAAGAUCCGCCCAAGGUCGAGCGCUAAGCACCGGGACAAAUCUACCUAUUCAGUACCAAAUCCGGCGCGACCAGCUCAUUCGUCGAGUCCUCGAAUCGGUUGGGAAACAGGAAAAACAAAACGCCGCGAAUGACAAGGAAGUUACUGUUCAAACGAAAUACGAAUAUGAGAGUUCUUUUCAACCGGAUGACAGCAGUGAGUAUGACUGGGUGAGGAGCUACCAAGAAACAGAACGUGAACCAUCGUCCAACUUGGAAGAUGAUCGGUUCAAUUCGAGACAACUGGCCAGCGCUCAACCUGGUGUUGGCCGUCUGGUGCAACAUGAAAUGAAGUCCGAAUUAAUUAUUGGUAGUUCCACAGCGAUUGAAACCGUGGCCUCUGAGGUUGUCAAGACCAAACCUAUACACACAGGUGACACGGAACAAAAACCAUUGGAAAGACAAGAACAAACAACUCAAGAGACCUGGAAGGACAAAAAAGUACAACCUAAAGAUGAAUUGCCACAAACCCCACCGUUAGCAAGGUCAAAGGGCAAGUUGGUUCCUACUGCAGGAUUGAAAAAGUAUGUGUUAUCACCAGGAGAUGGUGGAUUCAACCAUCCAGACAGUCCAAUCAGUAAGUAUGAAGUUGAAAGGAACCAAAUAUUUGGAAGCGUCCCAGUGCUUAUACCAAGCGGAGAAUCCCGUUCACGGAAAGAAUCAAGGCGAUCAAUUACCCCACUAGAUAGUUUAUCCGCAUAUACUGGUUCUCACGUGAGUGAAUCCAACCUAUGGGGGCAUUCACAUAAUCCUUCACGUAGUUCACUGAAAAACGAGGGGCCUACAGAUAAGGUGGUAAAAUCGCAGUUAAGCAGUAUGAGUCGACCAAAGAGUGAAACUCUUCCAGAACGAAUGAACAAAGAUCGGCACGUCGCUAAGGAAUUUCCUAAACCGCCAUUCAAAAAUAUGGACUCAGGAGUGGGCACUUCACCAAAGAGUCGGACUAAUGUUCCGCCAGAAAACAGAUCACUGAAUCGCCCUAAAAGUGUCCAGUCAGCCCUGACAGGAUAUCAAAGUCCACAAAGGCAAAACACGGUUGAAACCGACGAUGUCCACGGGGUGAAAGCGAUGAAAAGACAUACUUCUAAGCCGGAUUCAGUGAGUUCCGUUUCGAAAAACGAAAGAUCAUUACCCCUUCCGAGACCACGUCAUCUGAACAUCCCUGAGUUUGGAACGAAGGGAAACUCUGAAGUGCAAGGAUCAUACGUGAAUAAAACAUUGCAAACCAACGAGGAGUCCAAGAAAACGCCUCGAAGAUAUGGGCUUCCUCCACGUGCUGGAGUGCGGAUUUUCACUCGGUCUCAUCUAACCCACGAAGUGCAAAAGCCAUCCACAACCCGGGCGGUUAGUGCCGGCACAACGGGAUUUGGGAGCAGACGUUCUCCACGUUCGCUUCCUCCACGGACGACUUACAUGAAACAGAGUGGCUUGUGCAGGAUAUUCUCACAGAAUCACUGCUCCGCAAUGGGGCAAUUCAAUAGUAACAAUAAUAAUAAUAAUUGUAAUAACGACACUGUUGCACAGACACGUUCACGGAUGAGGUGGCCCUCGUCUAUGACACAACAACUCAUGCAAAAAAGUAAGAAAAAUCAUAGACACUGGUUGGAGCGACUCACGAAACAUGUUCAACAAAACGCCAAGUGGUUCCAGGCUAACAAUGGAGAACUAGACUAUCAAACGAUUUCAAAUAUCCAACCAUUACUACGAGUGGAGGAUCUCAAGUCGUACUCGCUGACACCAAGCACAAUGUCGACACAUUGUCCGGGAAGAACGAAGCGACAAGACGAUUCGUCAGACACUUUCAAGAUGUCCGUCUCAACCGAGUUCCUUCAUUCCACUUCGGAUGAAAACCUGGCUCACAAACACCGACCCCGACCGGGAAUAGCCCCAGGUCGGACAAACAACAAAAAACCACUGACGAAAGAAAAUGUAGUCGUUGCCGCUACCGCGGUCGAUGAACCUGUGCCGCACAGCACUCCAGUACUGAAGGAAUCCGAAGACCAACUGGAAAGUGUCGCAUUAAUCGAACAGCAGAGUUCUUCCCUAGAUGGAGAAAGCAUGAGAGAUAUUGUUGACGAAACCAUCCUUCCGGUAUUCCAGGAUGAGUUAUCGAAUGACCAGAUUGAAAGCCAAGGUGUAAUUCAGACACCAGAACCGAAACCUGAAUGCAUACAACAGGUGACCCAAAUACCCGUUAAACUGAUGGACCAUAAAGCCAGUGAUGAGAAAAUUCGACGAUAUGCAAGGCGCCACCGUUCUAGAAGACGCACUUCAACAUCCAGAGAACACCGUACUAAAAUCCAGAAACCACCUUGGAACUCGAGUACAAGGAACGAAGCCCUACAGUUCUACACAGUGCGCCCAAUUGAAUCAUUUCUCUGGCCCGGGGGUCACAAUCCCAACGUUUCCAGGAGGCUUCGCUCACAUGCAAGAAGCGUUUUUGCAACCGAUAGGGCAAACAACAUACGUUCGUUAAAACGCAUACAGUAUGAAAAUUUACCUGGUAGAUACCAGAAAAAGAAAAACCGAACCACGAGACUGUCACAGAUAAGAGACGGAAAAGAGGCUGAACGGGAAACAAGCAGAUCUGCAGUUCGAAGAAAGCAACCAAAUGACAGCCAAGGACAGUGGGAUAACAGGCAGGUUAAUUUCAGUGAAUUUUCAAAGCGAAAGGGCAGAAGGGGCCGGUCUUCGUCCAACAUCAGAUCGGAAUUGAGGCAGAACCAAUCCAAAAGCCCAGCACGUGAUUGUGGUUACGUGAGUCCCUUUGAGAACAAGCAAAACUCGCGCGUACCCAACCUAAAGAGUACGGUUUCCAAAAGCUUUCUGAAUGGCCCAAGAGCAUUUAGAUGUCGUAAAAAGGUUGGUGAAGGCAGCCGAAAACCAAAUCUUGACAAAGAACAAGCAAAAAGAGUUAAAAGCACUGACAAUCGACCGAGGAGGUGUAGCAGAUACAAAUCAACAACUUCCAAACAUCCAGGUAUACCUGACACAAAUCGCAGCCACUUCGAAACAGUUCAGCAGGAUGGGAAACUUGUGGACUUCGUAGCCUACAUCUCUGUGAUUCCGUCAGAAAUCGAUGAACUAGUUUUACCUUUUCGUGCGUGUAAUAAGAUGCACCACAUCUGGUCUGAAUCGAAACAACUACUGACCACACUGGAACGUGAAUUCGCACGUCCAAAGGCGAACAAUGAGCGAACUUUUGAAACGGACUCAGAGCUAAACAUGAAUCACGACACAAAGUAUCCCAGGGGAACGAGUGCGAAAAACAAAAACGAACGCCACGUGAUCAAAAAACGUUUGUUUGAAAGAAUACGAAACAGUUUUCGAAAGAAACCCUUGCGGACAAAUAGUAUCUGCACUGUUGAGGAGAACAAUCACCACAGGAAAGUCAAUAUUAUUCCAGAAGAGUUGGAUCCUAGACCUAACCCACGUCUUCUGGCCUUCUGGCAACACGUUUUACUUCACUCUAACGACUCUCGCUUGUUACGAUUAAUCAGAGAAUUGCGCAGGGUCAAGGACCGGCGAGUCUUCGCGAUUGAAAUGCGCACAAACAGUCGUAUACAACUGAAAGAGACAAAAAUCUACUCUGUCCGCGGCGUUCCCUGCAUGGAACUUCGAAUUCGUUCAGACCGGACGGAAAAUUUGCAGCGUGCUCUGACCCAACUGGAGUCAGAUUUCCCGAAGUUGUUCAAGCAGAUUAUUUUCUCCGAAAGGUUUUGUGUCCCACAGGGUGGGCACCGUUAUCCGAACUCAAAGGAGUUUCUGCUUGGUGGUUACACCCCGUUGCGACACGAAUCGCGAUUAAGUACCAUUUGCCAUAAAGUACCAGCCGUCGAUGGAGCCACACGCAAGUCACGUCGGACCGGUGUUACUCGGCGAAGCAAAGCCUGA